Messenger RNA from Aegilops tauschii subsp. strangulata, 2189 nucleotides. RefSeq names its product sodium/hydrogen exchanger 1. The record is from RefSeq and is a predicted model, not a curated record. Gene Ontology annotation, biological process: potassium ion transmembrane transport; sodium ion import across plasma membrane; regulation of intracellular pH. Gene Ontology annotation, cellular component: plasma membrane. Lineage: Eukaryota; Viridiplantae; Streptophyta; Magnoliopsida; Poales; Poaceae. Gene Ontology annotation, molecular function: potassium:proton antiporter activity; sodium:proton antiporter activity.
CCUGGAUCCCCUGCCUGUUUCCUCGCGCCGUCGCUUUCCACGGAUCUUUCUUUCUCUCCUCCACCUGCCUUGGCCGCGAAGGCGCCACCUUUCCCCAGACCCGCCGGCCGACCUCUGCCUCUGCGCCGCUCGUCUCGUCUCCUCUCCUCUUUUGUCUUGUCGUGUAACACAAGGCAGGCUCCUGCUCUCGCUGUGGACUUCCAAGGCAGGCGUGGGGGACUCAAUUUGGUUUUCAUAGAUUGAGAUUGAUUUCGGUGCUCGGAGGGCGGGAUGAUGGGGUUGGGGCUGGGCGACCCGCCGGCGGAUUACGGCUCCAUCAUGGCGGUGGGGUUGUUCGUCGCGCUCAUGUGCAUCUGCAUCAUCGUCGGCCACCUCCUCGAGGAGAAUCGCUGGAUGAACGAGUCCACCACCGCGCUCUUGCUUGGGCUGGGCGCUGGCACGGUCAUCCUCUUCGCGUCCAGCGGGAAAAACUCGCGCUUAAUGGUCUUCAGCGAGGAUUUGUUCUUCAUCUAUCUGCUCCCACCCAUCAUUUUCAAUGCAGGGUUCCAAGUGAAGAAGAAACAAUUCUUCCGCAACUUCAUGACUAUUACAUUGUUUGCUGUAGUUGGGACCUUGAUCUCCUUCAGUAUAAUAUCCCUUGGUGCGAUGGGGCUAAUAUCAAGGCUGAACAUAGGCUCCCUUGAGCUUGGAGAUUACCUCGCACUUGGGGCAAUAUUCUCGGCAACGGACUCUGUUUGCACCUUGCAGGUGUUAAGCCAAGAUGAGACACCCUUCUUGUACAGUUUGGUGUUUGGUGAAGGUGUUGUUAAUGAUGCGACAUCAGUUGUGUUGUUCAAUGCAAUCCAGAACUUUGAUCUUGGAAAUUUCAGUAGCCUCAAAUUCUUACAGUUCAUUGGAAAUUUCCUCUAUCUAUUCGGCGCCAGCACCUUUCUUGGAGUAGCUAGUGGACUUCUCAGUGCUUAUGUCAUCAAGAAACUGUACUUUGGCAGGCACUCCACUGAUCGUGAAGUUGCUAUUAUGAUGCUCAUGGCUUAUUUAUCUUACAUGUUGGCUGAAUUGCUUGAUUUGAGUGGUAUUCUCACGGUUUUCUUCUGUGGUAUUGUAAUGUCACACUAUACCUGGCACAACGUAACAGAGAGUUCCAGGGUCACAACCAAGCAUGCCUUCGCCACGUUGUCAUUCAUCUCUGAGACGUUUCUCUUUCUCUAUGUUGGCAUGGAUGCAUUGGAUAUAGAGAAGUGGAAGAUUGUUAGUGAAACAUAUAGCCCAAUGAAAUCUAUUGCCUUGAGCUCCAUUAUUUUGGCAUUGGUACUGGUUGCAAGAGCUGCAUUUGUUUUCCCACUAUCUUAUCUCUCCAAUUUGACCAAAGAAACUCCAGGGGAGAAGAUCUCUAUUAGGCAGCAAGUUAUUAUUUGGUGGGCGGGUCUCAUGAGAGGUGCCGUGUCAAUUGCAUUGGCCUACAAUAAGGGUGUGCGUGCCCGUGUAGCUGGUUUAUUUGCAAAUGAAACUGCUCCAGGAAAAGGCUGGAUUUUUGCUUAUUUUGCAAAAUCAGGGCACACUCAGCUCCCUAGCAAUGCUAUCAUGAUCACCAGUACAAUAAUUAUUGUUCUUUUCAGCACAAUUGUCUUUGGGCUACUGACUAAGCCAUUGAUCAGACUCCUGAUUCCAGCGAGGCACCUCACUAGGGAAGUGAGUGCCCUUUCUGAGCCAUCCAGCCCAAAGUCCUUCCUUGAACAGCUGCCCGGGAAUGGGCCUGAGACGGAUCUCGAGAACGCUGUGAGCAUACGCCGCCCGACGAGCCUCCGGAUGCUCCUGGCGAGUCCAACACGGUCAGUCCACCACUACUGGCGCAAGUUUGACAACGCCUUCAUGCGGCCGGUGUUCGGAGGUCGAGGCUUCGUCCCAUUUGUCCCUGGAUCUCCCACCGAAAGCAGUGUACCAUUACUAGCCCAUGGAAGUGAGAACUAGAGGACUGCACAGAAGAGGAAGGGGAUUAUCUGACAGGAAAAGAAGUUUUGUAAAUUAGCUACAGUGAGUGUAAUUGCUGUAAAUCUGAGGUAGAACGGUUCUUCGUAGCUGCUCAUUUAGGCUAAUUUCCUGACCUGCAUACAGUUUUUUUAGCUGACCUGCAUAGAGUUGUGUAUAUCUCACUAGCCACUGCACAUUAUAAAGGAGUAUUCGCCCGUAAA